AUGUUUCCUUUAACAAAACCAUACCAGAUUUUGCUCUUGCUCUCCUUGCUCCACCCUCUUCAUGCCAUUCCCAGUAUCAUCCCUCUCAAUGGUAAAUGUCGUGAUAAAUGUGGUAAUGUCCCCAUAAAGUUUCCCUUUGGUUCGAGUUCUGGUUGUGGGCAUCCUGAUUUUGCUAGAUACAUAAAAUGCAGUUACGGAACGCUUCAGUUCUCAACUGGUACUGGUAUUUACACAGUAUCUUCAAUAGAUUACUCAAGCAACACCAUUGUCAUUACAGACCCCCUCAUGUCGACCUGUUUGUCAAUGCAGAACUCCGGAAGCUUUACCUUGGAACGUAAAAGCCCAUUUACGGUAUUGCCAGAUAACAUAUUUGUUUUGCUCGGAUGUUCUACGACAUCACCCGUGUUUGAUCGGAAUACAGACUUUUGUGAUACGGGUUCGGGUUUAAAUGUAUGUAGAGGUUUGUAUUCUUGUAGAUCAGUUGAAGGGAUUGGACUAGAACCAAAUGGAGGAAUAUCCACUUGUUGUGUUUAUGAUCCACCAACUGCACUUGGUUCGGGUUACGGUUUGGAUCUUCCUAAGCUCCAGUGUUCUUCAUAUUCAGCAGUUAAUGGAUUUGGAGGGGAUGAAGGGGAUCCUAUGAAAUGGCAGUAUGGGAUUUCUUUGCAGUUCAACAACUCUUAUUACAGUGAUGCAUGCAAGAAUUGUGAGGAUAGUGGAGGCUUUUGUGGGUUUUCUGGUUUGGGUGAAUCCUUUGCUUGUAUUUGUCAGAAUGGGAUGAACACCACCAUCAAUUGCUAUGGAAGAGGAUAUGCUUGGAGUGGGACAUGGAGGCACAAAACUCAAACCAAAAUGUGCAUUGGAGGAUUUUUGCUUCUGUGGACGAUGUUAUUCAUCUAA
This is a messenger RNA of Fraxinus pennsylvanica, 900 nucleotides long. Lineage: Eukaryota; Viridiplantae; Streptophyta; Magnoliopsida; Lamiales; Oleaceae. The record is from the annotation of a GenBank genome assembly.